Didymella exigua CBS 183.55 is the source of this 1510-nucleotide messenger RNA. RefSeq names its product fructosyl amino acid oxidase. The coding region runs from base 138 to 1460 and encodes 440 amino acids. Gene Ontology annotation, molecular function: flavin adenine dinucleotide binding; saccharopine oxidase activity; sarcosine oxidase activity. Lineage: Eukaryota; Fungi; Ascomycota; Dothideomycetes; Pleosporales; Didymellaceae. The transcript is spliced from 2 exons. The record is from RefSeq and is a predicted model, not a curated record.
GGCCUCCUACUCCAUCGAGCAGCAAUAACAGCCCAAACCUCAAGGCUAAAAGGCUGAUGAGAAGACUGAUAUCACCGGUAUCGAUCGAAGAUAUCAACGGGAGGUAGGAGUCUUGGAUUGAACAACGCGAUUGCACGAUGGCAAAUCCGCGUUCAAACACCACCGUCAUCGUCGUGGGAGGUGGCGGUACCAUCGGAAGUUCAACUGCCCUCCAUCUCGUUCGCUCCGGCUACACAGCGUCAAACAUCACAGUCCUCGACACAUAUCCCAUUCCCUCUGCGCAAUCCGCCGGCAAUGACUUGAACAAGAUCAUGGGCGUCCGCCUGCGGAACCCGGUGGAUCUCCAACUGAGUCUCGAAGCACGGCAGAUGUGGAGAGAAGACUCGCUGUUCAAGCCCUUCUUCCACAACACUGGCAGACUCGACUGUGCGCACGGCAAGAAAGGCAUCGCAAGCUUACAGCAAGCCUACCAGGCCCUUCUCGACGCCAACGCCGGCCUGGAGACGACAAACCACUGGCUCGACUCCGAAGACGCCAUCUUAUCCAAAAUGCCGCUCCUAGACCGCGACCAAAUCCAAGGCUGGAAAGCCGUCUUCAGCGAGGACGGCGGCUGGCUCGCGGCAGCCAAGGCCAUCAACGCCAUUGGCGCGUUCCUUCUCAAGUCCGGCGUGAACUUUGGCUUCCACGGCGCCGGUACCUUCAAAGCGCCUCUGCUGGCGGAGGGCGUGUGUGUCGGCGUCGAGACCGUCGACGGUGCGCGCUACUACGCGGACAAAGUCGUGCUUGCUGCGGGCGCGUGGAGCCCGGCGCUGAUCGAUCUGCAGGAGCAGUGCGUGAGCAAGGCGUGGGUGUAUGCGCACAUGCAGCUCAGCCCCGGAGAAGCGGGGGAGUACAAAGACUGCCCCGUCGUGUACCACGGCGACUAUGGGUUCUUCUUUGAGCCAGAUGAGCGCGGCGUGAUCAAGGUGUGCGAUGAGUUCCCGGGGUUCACGCGGUUCCAGACGAUGCAGCCGUUUGGCGCUCCCGAGCGGAAACGCGUCAGUGUGCCGAGGAGCCAUGCAAAGCAUCCAACCGAUACAUACCCUGAUGCGUCGGAGGUGAGCGUUAGGAAGGCGGUGGCUACAUUCCUGCCCAAGUUCAAAGACAAGGAGUUGUUCAAUCGCAGCCUGUGCUGGUGCACUGAUACUGCGGAUGCUGCGCUGUUGAUCUGUGAGCAUCCGCAGUGGAAGAACUUCGUUCUGGCGACGGGUGAUAGUGGACACUCAUUCAAGCUUCUGCCGAACAUCGGCAAGCAUGUGGUCGAGUUGCUGGAGGGUACGCUCUCCGAGGAUCUGAAGCAGGCGUGGAGGUGGCGGCCGGGGACUGGUGAUGCGUUGAAGUCGAGGAGAGCAGCGCCUGCAAAGGAUUUGGCGGAUAUGCCGGGGUGGAAGCAUGAUGAGGCGGCGAGAUCAAAGUUGUAGCACAGGCAUGUGUAGAAUAGCAUAUAGUCAGGGCAUCACCCUGCUGGCAA